Molecule: messenger RNA, 586 nt
Organism: Laccaria bicolor S238N-H82
Lineage: Eukaryota; Fungi; Basidiomycota; Agaricomycetes; Agaricales; Hydnangiaceae
Exons: 4
Coding region: 17-436 (139 amino acids)
Biological process (GO): actin filament debranching; negative regulation of Arp2/3 complex-mediated actin nucleation
Cellular component (GO): actin cortical patch
Molecular function (GO): Arp2/3 complex binding; actin binding
Source: RefSeq, a predicted model, not a curated record
CUCUCUCAUCGUCGCAAUGUCCGCUACAGUUGAUAUCCCUCAAACCGUCAAGGAUUCCCUUCGCAAAUUUCGGUUUGCGCGACGAAAUGCUGGGAGUGCAGCCAUCGUCAUCAAGAUCAACAAGGCAAAACUGAUUAUGGAGGAGGUGGAGCAGUUUGACAAUAUCACCAUAGAGGAACUUGCAGAGGAAUUGCCUGAGAACUCUCCUCGCUAUGUGAUCCUGUCAUAUGAACUGGAACAUAAAGAUGGGCGGAAAUCUUUCCCUCUCGUGCUCCUAAACUGGGCACCGUCGUCGAGUGAAAUCGGAAUGCUGACCUUGCAUGCAAGCGCCUUUCUCAACUUCCAAUCCACGGCGGACGUGAGCAAGGUGGUCGAGGUACGGGAUGGGCCAGAAGGUCUUACGAAAGAAGUGAUUGACGCGAAAUUACUUGCCUGAUUAUUGACUUUUGGAUUGACGCGCCCUGUGGUGCUGACUUUUGUAUUCUUAGGACACAGCCACAUAUGAAGCCUGACCUGGCGACACAUGUGCAUAACAUUUCCUAGCUAAGGCUUGCUUCCAUGUGGGUGGCAGCGAGGAAUUCAUGUG